UAUUCAUAUGUACAGACCAACAACGCCAUUGCCGUUUUAGACAUGGCUACAGCUACAUUUGACAACAUCUAUCCACUGGGAACAAAGUACUGGGGCGUGUCAUCAUUAGAUGCAAGUGACGAUGAUGGAGGAAUCCGCUUUCGCAACUGGCCGAUAUAUGGCCUUCGACAACCGGACGCCAUAUCAUAUUUCCUGCACGGCGACACGGGCUACAUCGUGACAGCCAAUGAAGGCGCUCCUACCAAGGUGUUUUUUCAGAACGUGUCGUAUGACGAACAACUGAAAGGGAAAGACAUCUAUAAAAUGGAUCUUCUCUCAUCCUCUUUUCCGUCGGAAAGACUGAGAGAAGCUCUAAGCGAAGACCCCGAGUUAGGCUGCCUGAGGUUCAGCUCCGCUGACGGCUUGGACCCUACAGAACCGUCCAAACUCUACCGGCUGCACGCGUUCGGAGGACGGGGUGUGUCCAUUUUCCGGGCGGACGACCUGAGCUUGGUGUGGGACAGCGGAGACGACCUGGAGAGAAUGGAGGCGAAGUUCUACCCGGAGAUCUUCAACUCACGGUACGACGAUAAGCCAGAUGAAACACCAACUGACGAGUUCGACGACAGAUCAUGCAAGAGGGGACCGGAGCCUCAGUCACUGACUGUGGGUCGCAUUGGGAACCAAACAAUUAUCUUCAUCAGCGCUCAGAAGACAGGGUCCGUCUUUAUCUACUCUCUUGACACCGGGGAGCAAAUAACGCCCACUUUCCAGAGCGUGUACUGGGGAGGCAGGGCGGACCUGACCUGGGAGGAGGCGUACCGGGCCAGGCAGGUCGGAGACAUGGACCCGGAGGACAUGAGCUUUGUUCCCGGGGACAGGAGUCCUAACGGCACGCCUCUCCUUCUGGUGGCGGGGACGUCCAGUGGGACUGUGUCUGUAUACGAGGUGAUGGAAUCGGUGGUGACCGCCAAAGCCAGCACCAAAACACCUGACCUGUAUCUGGGACUGACCACCAUUCUGUGUCUCCUGGUCAUCAGUGGCUAACUACAACAUCUAUUCAUAACAAAUGUCUUCAAAAUAUGUUAAAGACAGGGUUUAGCAUCUUUGUUAUCAUGGAGAUUCUAGGAAGUAAUCAUGUCUACAGAAGAAAAUCAUAUUCAUGGAAGAAGUUAUGCCAUAUCAAAUGUAUAGUCUCUUGAAAACCUUACAUGUAAUCAAGGACAUUUCAUUUCAUAGUUUCUAUGUAACGCCCAACAUAUCUUGAACUAUACUUCUGUAGACAUGUUUGCCAGAGUCAUAUAGACUGUAACAUUCAACUAUGUGAGGCUUUCAUAAGGAGUGAUACUUUCUGUAAAACAAGUCAUACUUUGAACUGAAUUGUGUAUUCCCAAUAUUAAAGACAUGAUACGAAAGUCGCAUGCUUCAGCAUUACUUUUUAAUUUGUUUCAAAAUUACUUUCAUGAUAGUUCAUAGCUUUUGUGCUAACAAGGUGGGAGUGAUACAGAUAACUACUGUACCAAAGAUACAAAGUAUUUAUCCGAUCUUGUUGCUACAGUACAGGGCAUGUCCUCUGUGCACCUUUAAGGUAAGGCUUGCCUUACUAGACCAACUUUCCCUCAUCCCUCACUGAACAGACUUUAAGUCACGGAUUUGUUCUAUGUAUAAAAUGUUUGACUGCAAGUAAAUCUUUUAGAUUCAUAAACAUCAAUUUCAUUGAAACAUAAGAGAGAA
This is a messenger RNA of Branchiostoma floridae (Florida lancelet), 1713 nucleotides long. Its product is annotated as gigasin-3a-like. The record is from RefSeq and is a predicted model, not a curated record. Lineage: Eukaryota; Metazoa; Chordata; Leptocardii; Amphioxiformes; Branchiostomatidae. The transcript has 7 exons. Bases 43 to 1026 code for a protein of 327 amino acids.